AGUUUGGGUCGCAAUGGUGAAUGAGAAUACGAUGGCUCUAAAUAUAAAUGCGUGCAUUGUAUGGGAAUACGUGCAUGUAUGGUUGAGAUUAAUGACGCUCUGUAAUCAGGCGGCAGCGCUGAUAUAAAAUUGUCUCAUAUUCUUGGACAUCCCACUUGCAUAUGUGUGUUACCUCCGGUAUAGGUCAUAAGGGUAAUAUCUUAAAGAUAAAAAUAGGCGGGUCAGUGGCCGAAAGAUUUAUCAAAACGGACGCACAAUCAUCGACGCACAGUUAAGCUAGGAAUCGGUGGCCCAUUUCGCGCUAUACAACACUCUGUCGUAAUCCAGCUAUGAUAGACGAGGUCGUCCAAGUGCGUGCUCUGAGCCGCAGGACCAGAGGCGAAAGAACGAAGCGCAGGGAGAGAUACCUAUCCUUGAAUGGAAUGCAGCUGAAUGGCAACAGCAACGAACCCUCGGCGAACAUCACCAAACAGGAGAACAACAAUAUCCUGAAAUGCGGACAUAAAUUGCAGGCAAAAUCGUUUACCUUCCGCCAAGUGCUAAUAAUGAGACCGGACGAAGUCCAGGAGACGGCUAAGAGGAACUCGCGGUCGGCCAACAAGAAGUACCGGCUGAGGAGAAGCGCGUCCAGUGACAGCUCGAGCUCAGGAGAAGGGCUGAGAACUCCCGACAAACUGGACGACUGCUCGGAGUUGGCGGAUAACACGUGGAACAGCGUCGAAGCCUUGAAUCUACUCCCCGAAGACAAGCCGUCCACUUCCAAGAGCGUAAUCACCAUCGAGAACACGAAGAUAGAGCUGCAAAGCGAUCACACCAUAAGCCGCACGAAAUCACUCGAAAACGUGAAAAAAAUGCCCGCCUACGGCGAUCUCAUCUUAGACUCAAGCACCACGUCACCGCAGAACAACGGCAAACUUAAAGACUCUAUGCUCAAGAUCUUGGUCAUCGGAGAUCUUGCUACCGGAAAGACAUCGUUUAUUAAGCGAUACGUCCAUGAUUUCUUCUCUCAAACAUACAGAGCGACGAUCGGCGUCGACUUUGCUCUGAAGAUUCUCCAUCUCGACGAUAAAAGUAUAGUUCGCGUCCAAUUAUGGGAUGUUGCAGGUCAAGAAAACAUUAUCAAUAUGACCAGGGUGUUCUACAACGGUGCCUUAGCAGCAUUUAUAGUGUUCGACGUGACUCGGACUUAUACCUUAGAGUCAGUAGCUAAGUGGAAAGCCGAUUUGGAUUCGAAAGUACAGUUGCCUGAUGGUUCACCGGUGCCGUGUAUAUUACUAGGGAAUAAGUGCGACCAACAGCGCGAAGGCAUAGUAAAUAAUCCAGCAAAAAUGGAUGAGUAUUGUAAAGAACAUGGCUUCACAGCCUGGUAUGAGAUCUCGGCGAAGGAAAACAUCAAUAUUCAGGAAGCCGCGAACGCGCUGAUCAGCAAAAUCCUUCAAAAUGAUGAGCUUCUGAACGAUCAGAGCUCCAAGGAUAAGGAGCAGUUUACGCUCACGUCGAAGGAUAAUUCGCAGAAAGGAAAAAAGUGCUACAAAUGCUAGGCGAAUCCUAUUAAUUAUUUUUUAAUUACAUUUUUAUCUUUUUUUUUUUAAUUUGUAUAUUUAUACUAAUAACUUUCUGUAAUCCAUAGACUGUAAACUGCAAUUAGACUCGUGUCAACUCAUAUAGAUCUUUUUAUUAAAUAUAUAUUCGAAAACAUAAAA
Molecule: messenger RNA, 1703 nt
Organism: Nicrophorus vespilloides
Lineage: Eukaryota; Metazoa; Arthropoda; Insecta; Coleoptera; Silphidae
Gene: Rab32
Product: ras-related protein Rab-38
Exons: 5
Coding region: 330-1541 (403 amino acids)
Biological process (GO): phagosome-lysosome fusion; endosome to lysosome transport
Cellular component (GO): lysosome; late endosome; Golgi apparatus
Molecular function (GO): GTP binding; GTPase activity
Source: RefSeq, a predicted model, not a curated record